Messenger RNA from Rangifer tarandus platyrhynchus (Svalbard reindeer), 1551 nucleotides. The record is from the annotation of a GenBank genome assembly. NCBI's taxonomy places the organism in Eukaryota, Metazoa, Chordata, Mammalia, Artiodactyla, Cervidae.
AUGUCCCAUAAGAAAUCGCAGCUUUGUUGCAGAGCCAAUGUUUAUACUCAAGUGCCUGACGGUGGAUGGGGCUGGGUGGUGGCCGUUUCUUUCUUCUUCGUGGAAGUCUUCACCUACGGCAUCAUCAAGUCGUUCGGCGUCUUCUUCAGUGACUUAAUGGACAGUUUCAGUGAGUCCAACAGCAGGAUCUCGUGGGUCGUCUCCAUCUGCGUGUUCGUCCUGACGUUCACAGCCCCCGUCUCCACGGUCCUGAGCAGCCGGUUUGGACACCGCCUGGUGGUGAUGCUGGGCGGCCUGCUGGUCAGCGCGGGCAUGGUGACGGCCGCCUUCUCGCAGAAGGUCUACCACAUGUACAUCGCCAUUGGCGUCGUCUCUGGCCUGGGGUUCUGCUUCAGCUUUCUGCCGACUGUCACCAUCCUGUCUCAGUACUUUGACAAGAGGCGCUCCGUGGUCACGGCAGUUGCUUCUACGGGAGAAUGUUUCGCUAUGUUUGCCUUUGCACCAGCCAUCACAGCCCUGAAGGAGGCCGUCGGCUGGAGGUACAGCAUGCUCUUCGUGGGGCUCCUGCAACUGAACCUCGUGGUCUGCGGCGCGCUGCUCAGACCCAUCGUCAUCGUCGGCACGCCGGGGACCCCCAAGGCCCCCGCCCCCGAGCACCGGAAGGAAGCGCAGCACAUGCUGGAGAGCGAGAAGACCCGCACCUCCACCGACUCCAUCGACUCCGGAGUGGAGCUCACCACCUCGCCUAAGAGCGCGCCCGGCCGCCCGGCCGGCGCGGCGGAGCCCGCGGCCGGGGUGCCUGCGCGCGGCCGGCCCGGCGCCCCGCUGCUCGACUUCUCCGUGCUGGCCGAGAGGAGCUUCGUCUGCUACACGCUCUUCGGGCUCUUCGUGACCCUGGGCUUCUUCGCCCCAUCGCUGUACGUCAUCCCGCUGGGGCUCAGCCUCGGCCUGGACCGCGACCGCGCGGCCCUGCUGCUCUGCGCCAUGGCCGUGGCGGAGGUGUGCGGCCGCGUCGGGGCGGGGCUGGUCCUCAACCGGGAGCCCAUCCGCAAGGUCUACAUCGAGCUCGUCUGCGUCAUCCUGCUGGCCCUGUCCCUGCUCACCUUCACGUUCGCCGCGGGCUUCUGGGGUCUCCUGGCCUGCAGCGUCUUCUCGGGGGCCAUGAUCGGGGCCGUGGCGGGCACCCACAUCCCGCUGCUCGCCGAGGACGACGUCGUGGGCGUCCAGAAGAUGUCGUCGGCCGCCGGAGUCUACGUCUUCUUCCAGAGCAUCUCGGGGCUGGCCGGACCCCCCCUCGCAGGUCUGCUGGUGGACCAGAGCAGGACCUACAGCAGGGCCUUCUACUCCUGCGCGGCCGGGAUGCUGCUGGCCGCCGCCUGCCUCGCCCUCGUGAGACCCUGCAAGCGGGGGCUGUGCCGCCGGCCCCGAGCCCAGGAGGGCACGGCCGAGGGGCCCCGCGGGAAAGUGUUGCAGGACAUCCCUGAAGACUUUCUGGAGAUGGACCUGGGAAAGACGGAGCACAGAGCCCCUGUGGGGACGGAGCCCGUCUGA